CACCAAGGCAUCUGUGUGACUUCCCUCACAAUUAUCCCUAUCAGACAGCAAAUCUCAGAGCUACCAGCCCAGUGCUGAGCUCCAACGACACCACAUCACCAUGGCAAACAGUCAAGACCAGGAUGCUGAACAGGUUGUUCCUGAUGAAGGUGCAGACAACGAUGUCAGAUCUGUGCAGGCUCGAUACCUGCGCAGUCCAUCUCCCAGCAGCUUCUCAAUGGUAUCAGACGCAUACACAGAGAGCAUCUUUAUGGAACCUAUACACCUGUCAUCUGCUAUUGCUGCCAAACAGAUCAUAAAUGAAGAGUUGAAACCCAAAGAGUUAAAGGUAGACACUGCGUGCCCUGGGUUGCUGGAGUCAGCUGAACAGCUUCUUGUUGAAGAUCUAUAUAACCGAGUGAAAGAGAAGAUUGAUGACAGAAGCUUAUUCAAUACUCCAUGUGUAAUGGAUAUACAGAGGGAUCUGAUGAUGGACCGAAUGGAAUCUCCCAUGAAUUCUGUAGAUGAGGUCUGGCCCAACAUCUUCAUUGCUGAGAAGACUGUAGCUGUAAACAAAGGUCGUCUGAAGAGAAUGGGAAUCACCCACAUCCUAAACACGGGUCAUGGCACCACGGUUUUCACUGGGCCAGACUUCUACACUGGCAUGGAGAUUCAUUACAUGGGCGUGGAAGUGGAUGAUUUUCCAGAUUCAGACAUCUCAAAAUUCUUCCGACCUGCUGCUGAAUUUCUGGACGAGGCUCUCCUCACCUACAGAGGUAAAGUUUUAGUAAACAGUGAGAUGGGUAUAAGCAGACCAGCAGUCCUGGUUGCUGCUUAUUUAAUGAUCUUUCACAAUAUGACUAUCAUGGAAGCCCUGAUGACAAUACGCAAGAAACGUGCAAUUUAUCCCAAUGAUGGAUUUCUUAAACAGCUGCGAGAGUUUAAUGAGAAUUUAUUAGAAGAAAGAGAAAUGUCAGAUAUAGAGGAAGGCGAUGAUGAUAACAAAAGCCAAGGGUCUGUCAUUGAAGCUAAGGCACAUUCUAUAAUGGUGGAAGAAGAGGACGUUGAAAGCAUAAUGGGGGCUAAAGUUCACUCUAUUACUGUUGAGGAAGAAGACACUACUAGUAUUAUGGGCAGUGUAAUGAGUCAAAUAGGAAAGUCGAGUGUUAUUUCUAAGCAGCCAACGCUUAUUGAUGAAGAUGAAGAAGAAAGGAUAUAUGAGGAAUGGAGAAGAAAACAAGGACUUCCACCAAAGGAUAUACCAAAGAAGGAAAAUGGAUUAGACAAGAGACUUGCUGAAGAUGGAGAAGUGAUGGAAGAUCAAGUGGAACAGAUGAUUCACGAGUGGCAACGUCAAAAUGCUAAAUACCAGUCACUAGGGCUUGAUGAUGAUGAAAACUCUCUGAUGGGACCAAGGUGCUAUUCUCCAAGUGAAAUAAGUGAUAUAGAAAGUGUAACCUCUCAGGAAAUAAGAGCAUUGAAGAAGCAACUUGAAGCAAGUGGUAUUAAUAGAAUGAGCAGGAGGCGAACUGACUCAGUAUCUACAGACAGCACUUGGGAUAUGUGGAAUCAGAGGCUCCAGGAAAUUGAAAAGGAAGCUGCAGAAAAAUAUCAAAAUAAAGACAGGGAUGACCAUGGUACUAAAAACAGAGAGAAAGACAUAGAUGAGGAGAGUGUUUUCUCAGAAACAAACUCACUGUAUAACUUUUGUAAAAAGAAUAAAAAUAAACUAACUCCACUAGAAAGGUGGAAAAUCAAAAGAAUACAGUUUGGAUAUCAUAAGAAAGAUUCACAGUCUUCUGAUAUGCAAAACAAAGAAGAGAAUGCUGGACAAAAAGAAGAUGAUGAAACAAGUAAAUCUGAUGUUGACGUAAAAGCUUACCAAGAAUGGAAAACCAAGCAUCAACAGAAAAUAGGUAAUGAAAACAAAGAGGAGAUUGUGGAACUUGCAAAAGGGGAAGACAGCGCAUCAAUUAAACGGAAGCAGAGAAGAGCAGAGAUCCUAGAACGUUCAAAGCAGACUUUAGAGGAGAGCCAGUCAAUUUGUGGAUGGGAAACUGAGAGUGCCAUUAGUGGUAGCAUCCCACUAUCUGCAUUGUUUUCCAAUUUACCUUCAGCUAGCGGAGCCUGUGAUACAGCUUCUUUAUUGAGCAUGCAAAGUGGCAGAUCAAGAAUAUCUCAGCCUAGAAGUGUUUCAGGUCAGUCACAAAUUCCUGUAGCCCCUAUCUCCAAUAUGCCGGCAGGACCCGGUGAUGCCAUUUCCAUGGCAAGUAUACAGAACUGGAUUGCAAACGUAGUUAGUGAAACCAUAGCACAAAAGCAAAAUGAAAUAAUGAUGAUGUCUCGUGCUUCUUCAGCACUGAGUAUGAGAUCUGGAGAUUUGGGCAGAAAUGCAGAUGAUGAUAAAUCUUCAUUGCUUGGUGGAACUAGUGGAUCUUGUAUAUCUAGUUCUGUAUUUAAAAACCGUGACUUUGGAGGUACAGACUCAAAUUCAGUAAUGUCAAACAACACAUCAAUGAGUCAAAAUACAGAUGUCACCGGUGCAAAGAGAAAAAUUACAACAACAAGUAAACCGCUUUAUGGGCUUUAUGUAGAUGACAUUGAUUUGAAGAAGCUCAACCAAAAAGAAAUUGAGAUAAGAGAGGAGUUAAGUGAAAAAAUGUCUCAGUAUCAGAAAGAAAAAGUUAUUGCCAUUAAUAAGCGUAGUGGUCUGUUUAAGAAGAAGAAAGCAAAAGAUAAUGAAGAUGAAGAAGAAAAUGAUGGUUUGAUGAAUACUUUAUUAAAAGAGCCGGCUUAUAAACCAUCUUUGAAUCGAGACUGGAGCAAAUCUGAAACAGUUUCCCAUCCACGUUAUUCAGCAUGUACCAGUAAAACUAGUCUAGAGAUAGAGAACAAUGUUAGUAAAUGGCUUAGUGGUGUGCAAACAGAUGGAAAAGCAGUGUCUCAAAGUGAAAAAACUUCUGAAAGAUACAUAACAAGGUCCAAACUCCAGAGACAACAGGAGCCUGAAACAAAUGGUUAUUCUUUUUCCAAAACAGUUGUAGAACCAGACACCAGUUCCUCGUGUUCUUAUCAAAGAAACAGAUCAACAUCUAGAUUGUCAAUGUCAUCCACAGAGGAGGAUAAGAGUUUCUAUGCUAAAAAUAAAAAAACGUGUGAGUUUCAAAAUUUUAGUGAAAACUCAGUGGAGACCAGUAGAUUGGAAAAUGCUGAUUCAAUGAACACUAGACAAGCUAGAACAAAUUAUUACAAGGAUCCCACAGAGUCUGAUAAUUCAGAUACAUCUGAUAUUAGUGCAAAGAGAAAAUUGAACUUUGAGAAGUUUGAAGAUGAUGAGAUCAAAGAUGAAACUAGUGAUCAGGAAACCAAAGGUUACAUUGGUCGUAGGUCUCAAUAUAGGAGGCGCAAAGAGGAAGAAAAUAAUGAUGAGGAUGAUGAUGAUGACAUAAUUGCCGCAUGGAGGAAACGGCAGGAGGAAACCAAGACGAGACUCCGGAGAUAUAAGGAAGAAGAUUAAAAGAUGGUUUAUUAAAAAUCAGUUUGAGAAUAUAAGUUCAAAUUAAAAUAUAUAAAUUCUUCCUUGCAAAAUAAUAUUUACAGAUUCAUAUAAACGCACUGAAUACUCUUUUAGGACACCAGUUUAAAAUGUUUAAUUUGGUUGUUUAUGGCCAUUCUUUGUGGAAAUAACAGUUCUGGAAAUGUUUGUAUAAUUUGCAAGUCAAUUCAACUAAACUGACCUUAAUGUAUGUACUAUUGUUAUUUGGGCCAAACUGCAGAUCCCAAUGUGUAUUUCAAAUGUAUGAUUUUACUAAUAUCCAAAUUUGCUACUAUGUUUUUUUUCUUUCAAAUUAUGUAAAAUUAAAAACAAUCUUAUUGCCUUUAUUGGAAAAAAUAUGUAUUUUAGAAACAUUUUCCAUGAUUUUGGUAACAUAAAUAUGUGAUUAGAUUUAUAAACAAAAAAAGUAUUAAAAUAUAUUUUCAAUUG
This is a messenger RNA of Bombina bombina (fire-bellied toad), 3964 nucleotides long. It is a transcript of the gene STYXL2, whose product is annotated as serine/threonine/tyrosine interacting like 2. The record is from RefSeq and is a predicted model, not a curated record. The coding region runs from base 101 to 3496 and encodes 1131 amino acids. Gene Ontology annotation, cellular component: cytoplasm. NCBI's taxonomy places the organism in Eukaryota, Metazoa, Chordata, Amphibia, Anura, Bombinatoridae. Gene Ontology annotation, molecular function: MAP kinase phosphatase activity; protein tyrosine/serine/threonine phosphatase activity. Gene Ontology annotation, biological process: protein dephosphorylation; negative regulation of MAPK cascade. The transcript has 6 exons.